AUGUUGAGCAGAGCCAACCAGCAAUUCACGGAUGCUGGCCCGACCCAGCGACAGAAUCCGUCCUUGGCAAAACAGCUUCUUCCCUCAAGCAGUCCUAAUUCUUCCAUUGGCGAUAUUCGAGAUCAGUUCAAAAGAACAAACUCGACGAGCUCUGCAGCCGCAUUUGCACCUGUACCUUUGCCGGCACCUGCAUCUGCGUCGGCGAGGACGGCACUAGACAAUCGAUCCAUCAACACGGCACAGGGGGCUACCAGCCGAACGAAUACAUCCAAAGGGUCAAUAGCGUCACUAUACUCAGCCCAAUCAAACUCUUUCAAGUCGGAACCAAGUUGUGUCGACCUCACAGGACCCGGAUCUCCCCCUAAGAAGAAGACUCAGGUGCCUGUUUACUUUGCGGAAGAGGACUUUAGCGAUGAUGAUGCCCUCGACCUCGACUUUGAGGCCCCUGCAGCUCUUCCCCCACAGCCCAAAAUACAGGAGGUAGAAAUUUUGCCCCCUCCCGCUACACCGGCUCAUGUUGAGGCGGCGAUACCGUGGUCCUCCUCUCCCGCGUCGCAUUUCCUACCUCCGAACCCACAGCGAACUGCCUCCACAAAUUCCACCACCUCUCAAUCUUCACUGAAACGAGAAUCAUCUGGUGAUGUCGACUCAAUAGAUCCUCCAGUUCAAAGGAAGGCAAAAAAGAGGGUUUUGCCAGCUAGCUUCCGCACAAACGAAGCUGAUGAGGCAGACGAGGAAUACAGAAGGGGUCCGGAUGCUUUGAAAACUCCAGCACAAAAGGCCAAGGCACUAUGGGAUUCCAGCGCUAGUGCCAUAAAAGAGCAGAAGAAAUUGCUGAAAAAUCAAAGGAAUUCUCGAAAUCCUGAGCUGGACCACGAUGUUGUCCCAGAGAAAAUGCACGAUGUGGAAGCAAACGCCUCUAAAUCUGUGGCCAUUUCUCUCAGCGGCGAGCAAGAAAACGUACUCGAUAUGGUCGUCAAUCAAAACCAAAGUGUUUUCUUUACUGGCCCCGCUGGUGCCGGAAAGUCUGUCCUCAUGCGUGCCAUUAUUAACGAGUUAAAGAGGAAAUAUGCCAGAGAUCCGGAACGGGUUGCCGUCACCGCCUCGACUGGUCUCGCUGCUUGCAACAUUGGAGGCAUUACACUGCAUAGCUUUUCUGGUAUUGGUUUGGGGAAAGAAGACGCCUCUACUUUAGUCAAGAAGAUCAAGCGAAAUCCUAAAGCCAAAACUCGUUGGCUUCGGACGAAGUGUCUAAUUAUUGACGAAAUUUCCAUGGUCGACGGAGACUUGUUUGAUAAGCUGUGUCAGAUUGGGCGUACAAUUCGUAACAACGCCCGGCCUUGGGGAGGCAUUCAACUAAUCAUCACUGGAGAUUUCUUUCAGCUGCCCCCCGUUCCGGAUAACACCAAGAAUCGCGAAUCCAAGUUUGCAUUUGAUGCGGCAACUUGGAGCACAUCCAUAGAUCACACCAUUGGGCUAACCCAAGUAUUCCGCCAGCGAGACCCAGAGUUUGCUGGAAUGCUCAAUGAAAUGCGGAUUGGUAAAAUCAGCGACCGCACCGUACAGGCAUUCAAGGCGCUGUCUAGACCUCUCAACUUUGAUGACGGCGUAGAUCUGGCUGAAUUAUACCCGACACGUGCUCAAGUCGAAGGGUCCAACGAAAAGCGGCUGCGCGAGCUUCCAGGCAAAAUUCAUCGUUAUGAGGCCGCUGACACGGGCGACCCUGCCAUUCGAGACAAACUGCUCAUGAACAUGAUGGCUCCAAAGGCACUUGAGCUGAAAAUUGGCGCUCAGGUGAUGCUAAUAAAAAAUCUGGACGAGUCUUUAGUGAACGGAUCGUUGGGGAAAGUGAUUGCGUUUUCUGACGAAAAGACAUUCGAAAUGGGUGGUAACAACACUUAUGACGACAUGAUGGAAGAUUCCAUGGCGAAAGCUAAGCGGAAACUACAGGGUUUCAGGCGCGACUCUGAUUCUGGCUCGAGCAGUCAACAGUAUCCCGUGGUCCAGUUCAUCUCAACAGGCGGCGUUCCUCGUGUCAUUCUCUGCCAGCCAGAGGAGUGGAAGGUAGAACUACCAAACGGCGAAAUUCAAGCGAAACGAAAUCAAUUGCCUCUGAUACUGGCGUGGGCAUUGUCCAUCCACAAGGCGCAAGGCCAAACGCUGGAGCGAGUGACGGUGAACCUAGGCAGAGUGUUUGAAAAGGGCCAGGCGUAUGUGGCGUUGAGUCGAGCUACUACCCAACAUGGCCUUCGUGUUGUUGGAUUUGAGAGGUCGAAAGUAAUGGCUCACCCAAAGGUAGUCGAGUUCUACGGCAAACUAUCCACGGUGGCCGGCGCCAGGGGGAUGCCACGAACCAUUGCCGACUUUAUCGCGAAUAGGAAAGGCGUGGCAGGUCGACCAAGCAAGGAAAGGGCAGUUAUAGACUUGGAUGAUGAGGAAGAAGCAAUGGCAGCAUAUGGGCAUUGA
Molecule: messenger RNA, 2466 nt
Organism: Pochonia chlamydosporia 170
Lineage: Eukaryota; Fungi; Ascomycota; Sordariomycetes; Hypocreales; Clavicipitaceae
Product: DNA repair and recombination protein pif1, mitochondrial precursor
Exons: 2
Coding region: 1-2466 (821 amino acids)
Biological process (GO): DNA repair; telomere maintenance
Molecular function (GO): ATP hydrolysis activity; DNA helicase activity
Source: RefSeq, a predicted model, not a curated record